UCUGUUCGUUCACUCACUCACGUUUCUCCCGGGAGACGAGCUUCGAAACUCGGCCAAAAAAAACUCUGCUUCGAGAUCGAUCCAUCCUUCUUCUCGAUUCUUCUAUCUCUCUCUCUCUCUCUCUCUCUCUCUCUCUGGUUAUAACAAAAAGAAAAUCCUAGAAGAAGAAAGAAAAUGGUCUCGACUCUCUCGGGGAUUCGCUUCCCGCUUCUACCUUCGGCCUACAACAACAACAACGACUCUGCUUCCUUGCAUUCCAGCUUCAAUGGCGAUCGGAGGACCUCCAGCCUCUCUCUCUUCCUCACCAACAGCUCCUUCUCUCGGAAGAUCUUUGCUGGAAAGUCUUCGUAUGAUUCUGAUUCGUCUUUAACGGUUGCUGCAUCAAAGAAAGUUCUUGUUCCUGAUAGCCAGAGUGAUGGCUCUUCAUCUGUGACAGAGCAAUUGGAAGCUCUCGGCACAGUUUCAGAGGAUCCUCAGGUGCUUGAGGAUGUAGAUAAUGUUGCAAUGGAAGAUGAUAAGAAGGUCGAGGAUGAAGCGAAGAAAAGUGAUGUUCCUUCAUUAGAUGCAGGCAAUGUCAAUGGCACUGAAGCCAGGGGUGAGGAAACACCUCAUCCCUUAGAUGGGACAGUAAGUACUGCUAAAAAGAAUGCCACACAAAAGUCAAUUCCACCACCUGGAAAUGGGAAAAAGAUAUAUGAAAUAGAUCCACUUUUGGUGGGUUUCCGUGAUCAUCUUGAUUACCGUUAUGGACAAUACAAAAGGCUGCGUGAGGAGAUUGACAAGUAUGAAGGUGGCUUGGAGGUGUUUUCCCGUGGCUAUGAGAAGUUUGGGUUCACACGCAGUGCUGAGGGUAUCGCUUAUAGGGAGUGGGCACCUGGAGCUAAGUCAGCAUCGUUGAUUGGAGAUUUCAACAAUUGGAAUACGAAUGCAGAUGUUAUGACUCGGAAUGAGUUUGGAGUCUGGGAGAUAUUUUUGCCAAACAAUGCAGAUGGCUCACCUCCGAUUCCGCAUGGUUCUCGAGUGAAGAUCCGUAUGGAUACUCCUUCAGGCAUUAAGGACUCCAUUCCUGCUUGGAUCAAGUUUUCUGUACAGGCUCCAGGUGAAAUUCCAUACAAUGGCAUAUACUACGAUCCACCAGAAGAGGAAAAUUAUGUAUUUCAACAUUCUCAGCCAAAGAGACCAAAAUCACUUCGCAUUUAUGAGGCACAUGUUGGAAUGAGUAGCACGGAGCCCAAAAUCAACACAUAUGCUGAAUUUAGAGAUGAUGUGCUACCACGCAUUAAAAGGCUUGGUUAUAAUGCUGUUCAGCUCAUGGCUAUUCAAGAGCACUCCUACUAUGCUAGCUUUGGGUACCAUGUCACCAAUUUUUUUGCACCUAGCAGUCGCUGUGGAACCCCUGACGAUCUGAAGUCUCUAAUAGAUAGAGCUCAUGAGCUUGGUAUUCUUGUACUCAUGGAUAUUGUUCACAGCCAUGCAUCAAAUAACGUGUUGGAUGGGUUGAACAUGUUUGAUGGAACCGAUAGUCAUUACUUCCACUCUGGGUCCCGGGGAUAUCAUUGGAUGUGGGAUUCCCGCUUGUUUAACUAUGGAAGCUGGGAGGUUUUGAGGUAUCUUCUUUCCAAUGCAAGAUGGUGGCUAGAAGAAUACAAGUUCGAUGGUUUCAGAUUUGAUGGUGUGACUUCAAUGAUGUACACUCACCAUGGAUUGGAGGUGGCAUUUACUGGGAAUUACAAUGAGUACUUUGGAUUAGCAACAGAUGUAGAUGCUGUGACUUACUUGAUGCUGGUUAACGAUUUGAUUCACGGGCUCUACCCUGAAGCUGUUACCAUUGGUGAAGAUGUUAGUGGAAUGCCAACAUUCUGUGUUUCUGUACAAGAUGGUGGUGUUGGAUUUGAUUAUCGCCUGCAUAUGGCUAUUGCUGAUAAAUGGAUUGAGCUCCUCCGGAAAAUGGAUGAAGACUGGCAAAUGGGUGAUAUCGUUCACACACUCACCAACAGAAGGUGGCAGGAAAAGUGUGUUGCUUAUGCUGAAAGUCAUGACCAAGCUCUUGUUGGUGACAAAACAAUUGCGUUCUGGUUGAUGGACAAGGAUAUGUAUGAUUUCAUGGCUCUGGACAGGCCAGCUACUCCCCUUGUAGAUCGUGGAAUAGCAUUACAUAAAAUGAUUAGGCUUAUUACUAUGGGAUUGGGCGGAGAAGGAUAUCUGAACUUCAUGGGGAAUGAAUUUGGACAUCCUGAGUGGAUUGAUUUUCCAAGGGGUACUCAACAGCUUCCAAAUGGAAAAAUAGUUCCUGGGAACAAUAACAGUUUUGACAAAUGCCGACGUAGAUUUGAUCUUGGGGAUGCAAAUUAUCUAAGAUAUCAUGGGCUGCAAGAAUUUGAUCAAGCAAUGCAGCAUCUUGAAGAAACCUAUUGUUUCAUGACUUCUGAGCACCAAUAUAUAUCACGGAAGGAUGAAGGAGAUAGGGUUAUUGUCUUUGAAAGGGGAAACCUGGUGUUUGUCUUCAAUUUUCAUUGGAGUAAAAGCUAUUCAGACUACCGAGUUGGCUGCUUAAAGCCAGGGAAGUAUAAGAUUGUCUUGGAUUCAGAUGAAAAAUUAUUUGGAGGCUUCAAUAGGAUUGAUCACAGUGCUGAGUACUUCACGACUGAUGGGUGGUUUGAUGACCGGCCUCAUUCUUUCCUGCUAUAUGCACCUUGUAGAACAGCUGUGGCCUACGUUCUCGUAGCGGGACCUGCUAAAGACUGAUUUUGGUUCUAAUAUACAUCUGGUGCUGAGAAUGUCUACAUCUUGCUGCACUCCUAAGGCAGACGCCCGGUACAUUGGCUAAUAAAAGUGCAGUCCAUGUUGAACUAUCUUGCCACCUUUGGCAGUAAUGAGAAACCCAAAGUCAGAAGAAUCAGAGGUUUGACAAAGCAAAACGCAAAACAUAAACUGCAAAAUUGAGAGAAUUUAAGCAGUGUUCAGACGACCAUUCCCUACUUGGGCCUAUAACGUAGACUAAUGUGGCAGUUUGUGACAAUUUCUUGUGUAAUUAUUUUCCGAAGUUAAUCUCUGUGGAUGACGAAGGUAGAGAUUUUCCAUGUAUAGAUAGCCACGUAGCUGAAUGUUGUGUUACAUUUUAAUUUAUGUAAGUUACCAAACAUCUGGCACUCACCAAAAUUUUGUUCUCGGCAAUAUGAUGGGUCUUCAAUCUUUCA
Messenger RNA from Prunus dulcis (almond), 3197 nucleotides. RefSeq names its product 1,4-alpha-glucan-branching enzyme 2-2, chloroplastic/amyloplastic-like. Gene Ontology annotation, molecular function: hydrolase activity, hydrolyzing O-glycosyl compounds; 1,4-alpha-glucan branching enzyme activity; cation binding. The transcript has 22 exons. The record is from RefSeq and is a predicted model, not a curated record. Gene Ontology annotation, cellular component: cytoplasm. Gene Ontology annotation, biological process: glycogen biosynthetic process; starch metabolic process. The coding region runs from base 175 to 2745 and encodes 856 amino acids. NCBI's taxonomy places the organism in Eukaryota, Viridiplantae, Streptophyta, Magnoliopsida, Rosales, Rosaceae.